GUUAGGUCUCUACGUUAUUGCAAGGUGCAAGGGUUAACACAGUUGAUUUACCUUCUCUCCAAACUACUGAAGACUGAAGGUUGUGGAUCACAAAGAGCAUUGAACACAGAAUGCACACAUACGAGUUCGACGUUACUUACAACUUCUAACCUCGCACUAUUAACCUGUUGUCCUCGUUAUCAGAUUGUCUUAACCGCACCCUCGCGUUAUUUAUGAUUGUUGUCAAUUGAUUUCCUUAUCAAAUACUCCAGUCAUGUUCAAUUGAUCACUAGAACUGAAUGUUAACUUCGUUUGUUGCUUUUCGAGUCAUAAAUGAAUCAAUCUCGUUCUGUUCUUAAACAGCUAAAACAUUUUUCGUGUGUACGUUAUCUAGCAAUAGGUCUCUCUGAUAAUGGAAAUUUUGUCUUCUCACAGAAAAGUGUCGGUGCUGAUGUUGAUGUGGUUAACUAUAAUACACCUGGAAUUUAUUUUACAGCUUACAAUCCAGAAGGAUUUAUUUUAAAUACAGGUGUCAAGGUGAUUGGACCAUGCACUGCUUUUCCGCGGUUCGCUCUUAGUUGGAAGGUGAAAAAUGCUUUGGAUAUUUCUGAGGAGUCUUUAUCUUUGCUUUUCAUGCUGGAGCCUCCACUUGAGGUUCUUAUCAUUGGUAAGGGAGAAACAAAAAGCCCAGUUGACUACCAACGAAUACUAAAUAUAUGCUGGAAGCAUCGUCUGCCUGUGGAAGUGAUGUCAACACAUCAUGCUAUAGGAACAUUUAACUUUCUGAAUUCAGAAAGACGGUAUGUAGCUGCAGCUGUCAUUCCUCCACGUCGUCUUGAUGUAUAUGAUGAAGCUGAUAACAAAGCCGCGCAUCUACUAUUGGAUAGAGAGAGUCAACAAUCAGACGAAAUACCUCUACUGAGUCCAACCAGCACUAAAUUGUUGAAAUCCAGUGAUUUUAAAGGAGAUAUUAUUGUUUCGCGUUCACCUUUGAUAAGUUGUAAUACACCAUCCUCCACGUCAUUGCCUUCUGGAAGUGAAGAAAAAACAUGAACUUAGCACUCCGGUGUUUGUAUAUAUGUGAUUAGACAUUAACACGUGUUUUUACCCUGUUGUUCACUAUUGUGCAUAAUAAACACCUAGAUAGCAUAA
This is a messenger RNA of Schistosoma margrebowiei, 1131 nucleotides long. The record is from the annotation of a GenBank genome assembly. NCBI's taxonomy places the organism in Eukaryota, Metazoa, Platyhelminthes, Trematoda, Strigeidida, Schistosomatidae.